Dalotia coriaria is the source of this 851-nucleotide messenger RNA. RefSeq names its product trypsin 5G1-like. Gene Ontology annotation, biological process: proteolysis. The coding region runs from base 55 to 810 and encodes 251 amino acids. The record is from RefSeq and is a predicted model, not a curated record. The transcript is spliced from 4 exons. Gene Ontology annotation, molecular function: serine-type endopeptidase activity. NCBI's taxonomy places the organism in Eukaryota, Metazoa, Arthropoda, Insecta, Coleoptera, Staphylinidae.
AAACGUGAAUCAAUGCAUCUGGGAAAAUAGUUAUUGUGAAUUGAUUUAGUAAUAAUGUUCAAACUUGUGCUUGUAUCCUGCCUCUUGGCUGUUGCCCUAGCGGCGCCUUCUCAGAACCAUCGUAUUGUAAAUGGCGAACCCAUCGAUAUCACCGAGGUGCCCUACCAGGUAGCCGUUGGUAACAGUGGUUCCAUCUGGUGCGGUGGUUCCAUCAUCAGUGAUCGUUUUAUCUUGACUGCUGCUCACUGCUUCAAUGAUCAUGAUGUCAACACUGAAUCCUUCAUGGUUUUCGUUGGUAUGACCAAGCUGACCGCCAUCACAAGCUCCAUGCUCAAGCCAGUCAAGAAAGUGAACAUCAACAGCGAUUACAACCAGCAGACGCAUAAUGUUGACAUUGCUAUUCUCGAACUGCAAAGCGCGUUGGUUUUCAACGAUAAAAUCCAACCGGUGAAUCUACCCAGUGGUAGUGAUAAGGUCCCUGUUGGUAGUUAUGCGUAUGCUUCUGGUUGGGGUAAGCUUUCCGAGAAUGGAGAGUCUGCUACUCAGUUACAGGGUGUUGAAAUUCAACUGUUAGCUGCUGAUAAGUGUUCAGGUUAUAGCAACUUUGAUGCUGAUAACAUGCAGUGUGCUGGUGCUCUUGAUGGUUCAGUUGAUACCUGCCAGGGUGACUCUGGUGGCCCAUUGGUCUACAACAACGUGAUCUACGGUAUUACUUCCUUUGGACGUGGAUGCGCUACUCCUGGUUUCCCUGGUGUAUAUGCUCAUGUUAUCAAUCUUCGUGAUUACAUUACUGAAAUCACCGGAUUGUAAAUGUUUUUGAUUUUAAUUGUUAAUAAAUAAUUUGGACUUAA